Molecule: messenger RNA, 5039 nt
Organism: Pungitius pungitius (ninespine stickleback)
Lineage: Eukaryota; Metazoa; Chordata; Actinopteri; Perciformes; Gasterosteidae
Exons: 2
Coding region: 3245-4147 (300 amino acids)
Biological process (GO): neuropeptide signaling pathway
Cellular component (GO): plasma membrane
Molecular function (GO): G protein-coupled peptide receptor activity
Source: RefSeq, a predicted model, not a curated record
GCGGGCCAAACCCUGUUGCCUCUUCGGAGACUCGCCCCGUCCACGUGGGGGGGGGGUCUGGGUCGUUAAUUGGACACGGUGGUCGUGGGUGGCAGCACCUGUUCGGGGAACCCGCGUGGGUUUCAGACCAGGAAGACCUGCUUCGUGGGGUCAGAGGUUGCACGCGGUGAGUUCGAUACCCAAUAAAAUGUAACAGCAGGGGUUGGUGAAUUUACCAAAUGGUCGUGCACGAAAGAAUAACCAAUCAGGGUUAUUUCCUGACGUUACACAGAAAUAUAAAUAACAUCGUGAAAAGGACGUCGAAGCUGACAGAUAAAGGUAAAGAACAGACGGAGCAAAUAAAUCAUCAUUUACGGAGGCUUAACUUUGCCAAGAAAUACAAGGAGUGUCCUGAAUUUAUGGCACUGCCUUAACACGUCCCUGUAUUUAAGAGGCUGCUAAAUAUUUUAUUGUGCUCAAUGAACAUAUUCCUCAAUAAAGGCGUGCAUUAAACUAGUAGACGCUGACAACCUGGAUAAGAUUUUUUCCAGCAUAGGGGUUUGGUUCUUAGGGAUGAAAUAAAGCAUGCAAAGAGAGGGGACGGGCACAUUGAUGUCUUUAUUCAACCCCCUUUUGAAAGUAAAGCUCUGUGCUGCAGUCAGAGUACAUCUCUCUGCUGCAGAGAUUCUGCAAGCUGCUCCGGGACAUUUCACAGACGCUUGCUGAGGUCGCAGUUGAAACCACUACAAUACUUUGCCUAGAGCUGUGAAAUUAAAGCAUUAGAGUGAUGAAAUGAUAGAGAGUCUGUAAACACGCAAACAUGAUGCUUCAUAUCUCUCCAUGCUCCUUGUUUGCUGUCUAAAAUGAGUGCAUUUGAGUUUUUAAGUCUCCUCUAUACACUCCUCACACUAAAUUAACUCCACAGGUGCUUCUUUCCUGUAACAGCUGAGACUUGAAACUUGUUAAACUGCAAAUUAAAUGUGAUUCUUGAAGAAGCAACAUGUCAUUUGCGGGACUGGAAGCUUUUUGUUUGCCUCCCAGCAGCUCUCAACAUGGCGAUUUCUGAUCCAGCACAUCACAGCUAACAAUGCUAACAGCGCUAACAGUCCAAACUACAGCCAAAGUGAGAGGGUUGCUAUCUAGAAGAUUUAGAUGAAGGACGUGUGAUCCCCAAGAAGUGUGGGAGCGCUGCGAAGACAUCCCGUUGUUUUACCGAGUCCAAGCCGCCGCCUCUUCCUGCUGCCCCCGAGUCGCCGGACCAAGUCCCACAAUUCCUGAAGUGCUUGUGGAGAGACGCCGUCCGUACCUGCACGUACGGAGCACUUUAGCUUAGCAGGAAGGAACUGACUGACUAAGUCGGCUUUAAUAUCCAGCAGGUCCCUGCGGUUUUGAUUAAGUCAACGUAGAGGGCAAAGAAAACAAUCCUCUCAGAAACCAAAGGCGCUGCCGAUGAACCGAGCCGUCGACUAACUCUGGAUGUCGAUUGGCCCUCUACCUUUGCGUUAAAAGUGAAACAUCUGCGUGCUUCUCUGCAGAUGUGGAUCGCGUGACGAUCCCUCCGCUCCAUUGGAUGUCCCUGGUUUGUCUUGCAGGAUCUGGGUGAUCAAGACGUCAGCGCGGCUGUAGGCUUGUUCGUCUGCCGACCCCUUUAAAUACACUGUAUAUAUUUAUAUUCGGAUCCGAACCAAAGCAAAAAUCCAUGUUGAAACAAUAGUUAUUUGUAGUUUGUCGUUGCAAUUCAAAGGAACGGCAGAGACGAAGCUAAUAUGUUGCCCCUUGAUGAAAUGAAAGUUGAUCAGCUCUCCGAUUGAUAAUCAUUGAAUGGUGAAGAAGGACUUGACGAUGCUGCGCAGUGCUCAUCACGCAACACUUAGUUUACCCAUUUACUGCCAGUGUAGGGCUUAUCCUCAGUUACACACACACACAGACACACACACCAGGAGGGAUUCACAAUUAAGCUGAGUCAGGAUGCAGGGCUUGAUUGAAGAGAAAGUGUGCUAACUAGACAGCGCUCUAAGAGAAGGAAAGAGACAAGCUGGAACAUGAACUGGUUCUUGGUCCAGAAGCCCCUCCCAUCUCAGUCUUUUCUUCUGUUUGUCCACCACACACAGACACAGACACACAAACACACACACACACACACACACACACAGACUAUCUAUGAUAUUAGAAUUAACAUAAGGUUAAAGGAAAGACAUAUUCCUCCAAACCUGGUCAUGCUGGUUUUAUAACUGUGUUUGUAACUGACUCAGUUCUUCUGUCUUCCUCUUCAAAGAAAAUAAUAUAUAUAUAUACUGCAAAGUAUACACACAAGUAUAUAUGUGCACGAGGUGGAUAUUUUCCAUUAUCCUUACAUCGCUGCUCUUUUUCUAUUGCGAUAUCUCAAUUGUAUGUCCCUCAAGAGCUUUGACAUCAUCCACACAAACGGUUUUACACCUCAAGUCACUGACUGAAUAAAGAAAUAUUACUCAAGUUACAAAUGGCGGAUGUUGCUACUGACUCAUCUCUCCCUCCUUCGUGUUCUCUCUUUCUCAGAAACCGGAAGUUCCCCCCCUCGUGGGGUUUGGAUACACUACUGACACUGUGGACUUUAAGCCUUAGUUCGCCAUUAAUGAAUUAAACACACAGUUUACAAAGUGGUUAUUAACAAUUACAACUUUCUCAAGGUCACACUGUUUUAAUCACUGCUCUUUUUUACCAAAUCAAGCAACGGAUCUCUGUACCUCGAUGCUCUCCUCAAGACGAAGCUGAGGUUUUAACGUCAUCCCCUUAAAACAUUUGACACCUUUUGAGUAGUGAAACACAACUAAAGUUUAAUAGUUAAUAUAGAGGAAGUGUUGAUUCUUUGGGGUGUGAUGACACAGUUGUGUGCGAUAAGUCAAAGACCUUACAUGCAAAUUAAACCACAGAACGAUAAAAGCCAGCCGAGGAACCAGCCGUGUCAACGGCUGUAAAUAAGCUCUUGCAGGAAUUGCAGUUGGUGAUGUCAGCCAGUGGAAAUAAAAAAAAAAAAAAAAAACCUGCUUCAAAUCUCACUCUGUGCUGGUCUCGAGAUGAAGCUCUGAAAAGCUCAGAGGUAAAACUUUAAUGACUCCCAGCCUUCAACGCAUCCAGCCUCCCGUCUGUAAUGAGCACAGCCAAUCAACCAGCUCGAUUCUCUGCACCUUCGAGGACCCAAUAACGAGGCGGUCUGGUCGAGAGGGACGAUACAGAACUCCUCUCUUCCCACACUUGUUGUUGUGUGAUCUCGCUUAGGCGUUCAACGAUGGCUGGUCUUCCCGUCGACCUCCUGGGCUUGAAAGUCUUCAUCUUGUGCGCGGGACUUGUGGGUAACGUAUUCCUCAUCCUCGCCAUCGCUCACACCAAGUUUCCCCGGGUCAAGUCAUUUGAUCUGUUCCUCCUGGGACUGGCCGCGGCCAACCUGGAGGAAAUCGCCAUCACGACCGCCUUCGACGUGGCCUUCCUCCGGGCUUCCUCCCGCGCCGUCGGCACGUGGUCGUGCCGCUCGCUCAAGUUCCUGUCGAAGUUCGGCGAGGUAGCCAGCAUCUUCUUCACCGUCCUCAUCAGCGUCUUCCGCCAGCAGAAGCUGAGCAAUAGGGCCAACCUCCCCAUCUACCUGGACAGCGUCGGGUCAGCCCGGAUGGCGAGCGGGGCCUGCGUGCUGCUCGCCACGGUGGUCAAUCUCCCCGUUUUUGCCAUCGACCCCAAAGAGCCUGCGGGGAACGCCACGGGGAACGCCACGGGCUGCCCGCUGGACUUCUUCCAGUGCAGCGCAAGCCGCUGCCCUGCGCUCAGCGGCCUCUACAAGUACCUCUUCAUCCUGGUGUGCAACCUGCUGCCUCUGGCCGUCGUCACGGUUACCGGCUGCCUCAUCCUCGCAGUGCUGCUGGGCAAGAGGUCGAAGGUGACCCCGGCGUCGGGGGGGAGGGGGAGGGGGAGCGGAGGUUCGACCUUCCAUCGAGGCACCGUGGCUGUGCUGGCGGCCAUGGGGUUGUUCCAGGUGGAGUGGACCCUCUACCUGAUCCUGCAGCUCCCCGCCGCCUCCGUUGACUUUGCUUUUCGGGCCGAGGCGGAGCUCCUCAUCUCGUUUUCCUACACCUGCAUCAGUCCGUACGUGUACGGGAUUGGGAGUGACCUGUUCUCUCUCAGGAACUUCAAGAAGACGUAGCCGAAAUGUCGACGAGCCCGGGUGUUUUUAGCAAAAAAAUGUAAUUAAUCUUUUUGUUGGCUAAGAUUUUUUGUUUUAAUUACACGUUUAAUUAUUAAACUCAUGAUUAUGCUUUUUGAGCGCAUGGUUCAGGGAGAGACGGGUAAAUACUUUCAUGCUCAGACACUUUAUUACCUUUCUAAAGCUUUAAUUGUGUUGCACUUCAAAUCUAAUGUGAAAUUUAAAUGUUUAUUUGGUGCACAUUUCUCAAUUUAACCAUUUGUUUUUAAUCAAAAGUAUAGAUAGUCAAAGUUUUCUAUAUUUGCAGAAAAACAUACAGCCUUAUAGCCAAUGCCUUUUUUCUCACUACAAAACUUAUGACUUUCAAUCUUCGGGCUGAAAACAAUAAAUGUCAUUUGCAUUCUUACAGCCCAGCAUUUGGAGCACGACAAGAGAAUGACUUCUUUUUAUUUUAUAUGUUUUUAGUAAUUUGUCACUUCUCUCUGUUCUGUUCUGUUCCACUGUGGCCUGUUACUGUGACUAAAGAGUUCGGAGAUUGAUGAUAAAUUGUCUAUAAUACGAUGUUACAUUGUGAUCUAUGAAAAAAAAGAAUGUGAAGUACGAAGAGCAACAAUUACAUGAUGCACCGCAGAAAAUACUCAAUAACACCACGAGUUACAAGUGUGAUAGCAAGAAAAACAUGGCUGCCUCCUGAAGAAUUUAUUAUUAUAUUUCCCUUCGUUUUAGCAUCUUAACUUGUAAAAAACAAAGGAUAUAUAAUCCUGACAAAACACAGAUGACAUUUACACAGUGCACACAGUUUCUAAAGUCCCCUGAUUAUUUUGAAAUAGGCUAUAAUAGAUUAAAUUUUGGCAUUUUUAAUAUGUUUUGACAGUUGUGACAUAAGCUCACA